Messenger RNA from Ascoidea rubescens DSM 1968, 1443 nucleotides. RefSeq names its product Mrx19p (gene MRX19). Gene Ontology annotation, cellular component: mitochondrial inner membrane. The transcript is spliced from 2 exons. NCBI's taxonomy places the organism in Eukaryota, Fungi, Ascomycota, Saccharomycetes, Ascoideales, Ascoideaceae. The coding region runs from base 1 to 1443 and encodes 480 amino acids. The record is from RefSeq and is a predicted model, not a curated record. Gene Ontology annotation, biological process: potassium ion transport; proton transmembrane transport.
AUGGCAUUUAUGAUUCGUAGGAGAAACUUGUUGAUUGGAAGAUCAGCUUGUGUGGGCUUGAAUCAAUUAUCAUAUCCACAAAGAGAGUAUUCAACUGGAAAUACUUAUGAGAAGAAUAAUGGCAAUGGUGAUGAUAUUAAACCAGAAAUCAAACCCAAUCCAAAAUUGGCUCCAUUAAAUAUCAUGGUAUUACCGGUUACUAAUAAAAAGAUUUUUCUAUAUUACAACUUCAAUCAGCAGUAUAACGUCCAUACAUAUCUGUCGUUAAAGACACUAAAGCCAGUUACAACUUCUACUUUUAAUCCUAAUUCUAAUUCAACUUUCAAUUUAGUUUCAGAGAAAUUCAAAGAAACCAAAUUAAAAGCUUCGAUUUAUUCGAAUAAGUUUAUAGUAAAAUUCAACAGUGUUUGGUUAGGUUUAUUAAAAUCCGAUAAAAGAUCAAUCAAGUAUUGUUGCAACUUGAUUCAAAAGCUAAUUGAUAAUAUCAACUGGAAUGAAAUAUGUUUAAGAUCAAUUCCAUCAAGAGAGGUUAUAUUGAGAGAAAUCCAAGUGGUGAGUGAUACCGAUAAGCAAAAAAAUAUUGAUAAUUUUCAUAAUGAUAUGAAUUAUAAUGGGAAUAGAGAUGAUGGCAAGGGAUAUUUGAAAAAGCACGAUGUUAAUGAAAUGUUGUUAAAAGAAUUGAAAUUGAAUCAUGAAAAGAGGGUUAAUUUUAUAUUAGAUAAUAAUAAUAAUAAUAAUUAUAAUGAUGGUGAUAACAAGAUUACAAUUACCCACGAUGAAAUGAUUAAUAAUAAGAUUAGUUUGAAUUUAAUCAAGCCAAUUCCAUUAUAUUUUCCAAAGGAAUUUAUUUCAAAUUUUGAAGUAUCUAAAAAACUUGAAAAAAUUUCGAUUAAUUCGACCAAUUAUCACACCAAACAAUUAAUUUAUUGUUUAGUUGGUAUUCCAUUAACCCUACCAAUUGCAGUUGUUCCCCUUAUACCAAAUUUUCCUGGGUUUUAUUUAUGUUAUCGAGCAUAUUGUCAUGUAAAAGCACUCGUUGGGUUGAAACAUUUAAAAUAUUUGCUAAACAAUGGAAGUAUAGAUUCUAGCAACUUGAAAAAUGGCAAAAGAAACAGUUUCUUGGACGAGAAUUACAUAACAGGAAAUUUGAUUUAUGAAGAUUUGAAAGAGUUCAAUGAUAUUUAUUCAAAAUAUAGUGGGAAUAGAAUUGAAUUCAAUAGCAGUCUCAACGAUAAAAAAGAGAAAAUGGUGAUUAAUAAAGAGAUGAUUGCAGAUAUUGUCCAAUUUACUGGGUUACAAGAUUUGAAAACACCUCUUGAGAUUGCGUACAAACAGGAGAGUAAGAAACGAAUUAUAAUUGUUGAGAAGAAAAAGAAUUGGAUUGAAGAUUUAAUUGAUAUUAAUAGUAAUAAAGUUGAAAUAAAUAAUAAUAAUAAUAAUUGA